GGAAAUCACAAGCUCGAAGUUGCUGAUUCAGUCCUCAGCUCUUCAUCCUCGCCGCGAGUUUCAUUCCUUCGAUCUCGACCUGCUGAGUAUGGCAGUGCAGUCAAAAAUGCUGCGACUCGCCCGCCCUGUGGCUGCCAAUGUGCGCCGUCAGAUGCUCGCCCAAGCUCAGCGUCGCACCUUUGCUGAUCGCAAAGACUCGCUCCUGAGCUCCGACCCGUCAUUCGCCAGCUCCCCAGCGCCUGUCAAGACCGAGAUACCUCUUGGACCUGGAGGCCCUGGUUCUCCUGCUCCUACUCCAGCGACCCCUUCGUCCGCCUCAACCAUUCCAAUAGAGAAUGUCCCCAAAAUCCCCCCUUCUCCCGCCCAAGUUCAAUCGACUCCUCCAACAACCCCAGCAUCAGUAAGCCCACCUGGCCCAGCCACGGAACCUCCUCCGCCACCACCCCCCAAGGCUGUCGCUCCGCCAGCUCCUAAACGCUUCCGACGCUUAAGAUUACUCUUUUGGCUGGCUCUGUUGACCGCAUUGGGCUACGGAGGCGCCGUCUUUUAUGCUCUACGAAGUGACAAUUUCCAUGACUUCUUCACCGAGUAUAUUCCUUUCGGGGAGGACGCCGUUCUCUAUUUCGAGGAAAGGUCUUUCAAGAAACGCUUUCCCAAUGCUAGACACAACGUUGCCAAACUCCCUCGAGUCGAUAAGCCUGAAGAUAAAAAGGUUACCAUUCCCUCACGAUCAGGACUCUCAUGGAGAGUGGCAGAAGACGAGAAAAAGGGAAGCGAUGUGACACAAAAAGGCAAACAUAACAGUGCCACGGAUGUCAACAAGACAGCACCAUCCAGCACCAAGGAUGCCGCCAAGCAAGACCCAAAAGCUGCGAAGGGAAGUAGCAAGUCUGCACCGGUCCAGGCUGUCAAGAAGGAUCGCGACACCAAGGCUGCCGAUUCGACUGCCGACUCCAAAAACGCAGCAUCAGAGUCUUCAUCUGUACCUCCGAGCCCCGCAACUCCAAGUCCCAAGUCUGAUCCACGACCACCCGCCAUCGCUCCUGUCACUGCUGUAUCCUCUCUGUCGGUUCCCAACGCCGAGGAGCCUGUAGUGCAAGAAUUAGUCAAGAUUGUCAACGACCUCAUCACGGUGGUCAAUGCUGACUCACCCGACGCUGCCAACAAAUAUUCUGCACCAAUCACCAAGGCCAAGGAUUCCCUUGCUGCUGUUGCCAAUCAAAUUCUUACCAUCCGUGAUGCCGAACGCAAAGCUGCCGAGGAGCGCGUGGCCCAGGCUCACCAGGAAUUCGACGAAGGAGCUAAACAGCUGCUGAAACGCAUCGAGACCGCCCAAGCUGAAGACGACGCCCGGUAUCGAGAAGAGUUUGAGAGCGAGCGUGCGCGACUGGCUCAACUUUACGAGGAGAAACUCAGGACAGAAAUCGAACGUAGCACUCAAGUCGUCGAACAACGCUUUAAGAAUGAAAUGUCUGAACAAGCGAUUGAAUUGAAGCGGAACUUCAUUGCACAAAUCAAAGACCUGGUUGAAUCCGAACGCGAAGGUAGACUAUCACAGCUUUCUAACCUCAGCACUGAUGUUGAUUCCCUCACCGAGCUCACCUCCAACUGGAACGGCGUGAUCGAUACCAAUCUGGCCACUCAAAAACUCCAAGUCGCCGUUGAUGCAGUGCGAUCCGCCCUCGCUCGAUCCGCCGCAUCAGACGCCAAACCUCGUGCAUUUGUGAGGGAGAUGGCGGCCCUGAAACUCGUCGCUGACGGUGAUACCGUGGUGGACGCUGCCGUCGCCUCAAUCAACCCUGCCGCCUACCAGAAGGGAAUUCCAUCCCAACCACAAUUGAUCGACCGCUUCCGACGCGUGGCCUCGGAAGUCCGCAAGGCGAGCUUGCUGCCAGAGGACGCUGGAGUAGCUUCGCACGCGGCCUCCCUGGUUCUAAGCAAAGUCCUGUUCAAGAAACACGGACAACCGACGGGUAACGACGUCGAGAGCAUCCUAACACGGACCGAGACCUUGUUGGAAGAAGGCGACCUGGACUCAGCGGCCCGGGAAAUGAAUAGUUUGAACGGGUGGGCCAAGGUUCUCAGCCGUGACUGGUUGAACGAUGUCCGCAAGGUCCUCGAGGUCAGACAGGCUCUCGACGUCAUUGAGACCGAAGCCCGUCUCCAGUGCUUACGAGUCGAAGGAGGAAAAUAGAGACGACGGCGUCCUUUUUUUUGGACAAACGUACUACCUAAGGUUCACGAGGCCGGGAUCCAUAGCUUUGCAAAGCCGGUUCUUCUUCCCACGCACUCGUAUGUACAUUUCCGGCGAGCUUAGCUCACACAAGCAAGUCACCUUGACCAUUUGUGAUAUACUUGGUGUGGUGAGGUGUUGUCCGAACGGGGGAUACACGUUAUCCAUUCGAAGGACAGUCCUAUAGGAGCUUCUGGCUCGCUACAUGUAUGUCGUUUUGUACCAUGGUUAGACAAAAAACAGAAAGAGUUGACCUAUGUAAGAAACUGGUUUGAGCGCCAAACUGUUACGUAUUGGGAUUAAAAUUAAAAUUAUAUACCUGUUGGUGA
Messenger RNA from Exophiala mesophila, 2562 nucleotides. RefSeq lists its product as uncharacterized. The transcript is spliced from 2 exons. The coding region runs from base 89 to 2194 and encodes 701 amino acids. The record is from RefSeq and is a predicted model, not a curated record. Gene Ontology annotation, biological process: cristae formation. Lineage: Eukaryota; Fungi; Ascomycota; Eurotiomycetes; Chaetothyriales; Herpotrichiellaceae. Gene Ontology annotation, cellular component: MICOS complex.